CGAAUAAAAGAGACUGUAUUCUCUCAAACAGAGCUUCCAAGUGAUUAUUUCUUCUCCUUACCACUAGCAACACGUUCUUGAUACACUCUAUUUGCUACAUAAUUUCCUCGUUCAUCCUUCAUUGCACUCACUUUCCGAACAUAGAUACAGUAAUACUCACCUUUGAAGAAUGUGGACUUCAAGCUUAUUAUCUCGCUCUCGCCAUGAUGCCAGUCGCGGAUCAAUACACUCAAUCGCAUCACAACGAGACAGCAUUCAUUCAUCUCAUAAUUCGGUUUCAGGUUACGAGUCGGAUAGGAGCAGCGACACAAUGGCAGAAGAUGUCGGGGCCCAAAGCACCCGGGAGCUGCCUCCCAUAUGGUUCAAACCUCCUCCGGUCAAGGUACCUGACGUCCUGCCUAAGGCCAGCUUCAAUGAGCAGAUAAGAGAAAUCAAGCUCGUGCCGCUGAAACCAUUCGACAGCGACGAUGCCAGUGAGAGUACAAUGGACGGGGACAAUGAUGCAGAUAUCCCGGAGAAGACGCCCACACCCUGGAAUACCAAGCGCGCGCCCACACCCAUGUUUGGGAAAGAGGGCUUCAUGGAUCUACAAGUAGCGCGGGACCUAGAUGGCAUCAAAGACAUCACUCCUAUACCAGUGCCAAAGCAUGUAAUGCCAUUCUCAAAGAAUGAUGAGAUAAGAGUGCCCAAGGCAGUCGUCUCAUCUGGUACACAGGAACGAGUUCCAGUCUCAGCCCCAGCGGCCACCAAGGAAGUCAUCAAAGACGUUCAGAUCGUGAAAGUUCCGAAGCAUAUGUCCUUCGAAGAUGGCGAUUCCGACCAGCAGCAACCGACGUGGGAAGAAGACCAAGCUACACGACCAUCCCAUACCCCAGGCCCUCUCGAAAUGCAACUCGCAGCACUCAUGUCCAAGGUCAUCGCCAUCGAGCGCGCCCAACCCACAAUCUCCGUCUCACAAGCCGAUUACGCUGCCCUCCAGGCCCGCGUCGCCACCCUCGAGGCCGAAAAGAAGACUUGGGCCACUCGCCACGAAGCGCUCUUCGCCCUCCGCGACGAAGAUGUCGCCAACCUGCGCAAAGUCCGUGGUCUCCUCGCCUCCUCACGCCGCGAUCACGAAGCCCUAACAAAGCUGCGCAACGACGACCUCGCCAACCUCGUAAACGUCCGUGGUAAACUCGCCGAUGCCACCCGCAAACUCGACGUCUCCGCCCGGCGUCGUUCAUCUGGUACAGCGACGCCGCCGUCGGCUCAGCAACCCAUGCCUGCGCGACCUAAGAGCAUCAUGCAAUCCCCCGAGCGUCGCAGCACAACGACGCUGUUCGAGGUCGCCAAGACGGCCGCCUUCGAGCAGAAAGUCCUCGAGCUCGAGCGCCACAACUCUAAUCUGAUCAGCCAGGUCGCGAUUCUGGAGGAGCAGGCACGGCUGCACGAGGCGUGCCACGAUGCAGCGACCAAGGACCUGGAGAUCAAGCUUCGGCGCAAGGAGGAGGAGCUGUCGCGCCUGCGAGAAAGUGCACAUAGCUGGGCGACGACGCAUGAGCCGGAGCAGGUGCAUGUCGUUGGUAGUGGAGUGGAGUGGUCGCGGUGGGAGGGUAUGGUGGAUGAGAAUCUACGGUAUAGGGAGAAGAUGGGACGGCUGCUUGGGGGCUUGAGGGGCGAGAAGGAGGUAUUGCAGAGGGAGGUGAAUGAGAAGGAUGACCAGCUGGGGAUGUUGGAGGCCACGGUGGCGAGGCUGGAGGCGAGGCUGGCAAGGCAUUGAGCUCGCUAGGAGGGUUCCAUAUUGUCAAGAUCAUUCAGCGUAUUUCCUUAUAAGUUGUCCAGAGGUAUGAUUAUUACGCAUACUUGGUGUCACCCCAUAGCUAGUCUACGUUUAUACUCUUUCAGCCGGAUCUCGACUUGGAUACCGUUCCAGGUUUCUUUACUUCUUCCGUGCCUCCCUCUGGAAAGUGUGGGAAAAGCUAUCUGUUCCAGGGUGAAGCUCGCAGCGACAAUGCCGCGACAACAAGCCUCAGAUAUGUCAUUCGACAUCGCAAGCUCGAAUGUGAAUGCCCCCAAAAAAGCAUUACCAGCAC
Molecule: messenger RNA, 2072 nt
Organism: Pseudovirgaria hyperparasitica
Lineage: Eukaryota; Fungi; Ascomycota; Dothideomycetes; Acrospermales; Acrospermaceae
Exons: 1
Coding region: 311-1759 (482 amino acids)
Source: RefSeq, a predicted model, not a curated record